Messenger RNA from Trichomycterus rosablanca, 1140 nucleotides. RefSeq names its product proteasome 20S subunit alpha 8 (gene psma8). Gene Ontology annotation, cellular component: nucleus; proteasome core complex, alpha-subunit complex; proteasome core complex. Gene Ontology annotation, biological process: proteasomal protein catabolic process; ubiquitin-dependent protein catabolic process. The record is from RefSeq and is a predicted model, not a curated record. Bases 73 to 828 code for a protein of 251 amino acids. Lineage: Eukaryota; Metazoa; Chordata; Actinopteri; Siluriformes; Trichomycteridae. The transcript is spliced from 7 exons.
GAAGCUGGCUGUGGAAGUAGCUUCUUGCAGUUCAGUUAGCGUGUGUCUACAUUUCUGAUCUAGUUUGCAGAAAUGGCAGCUAGAUAUGACAGAGCGAUAACAGUGUUCUCUCCUGACGGUCACCUGUUUCAGGUAGAAUAUGCUCAAGAAGCAGUGAAGAAGGGCUCAACCGCUGUUGGAAUCAGGGGGAAAGACAUCGUUGUCUUGGGUGUUGAGAAAAAAUCGGUGGCCAAGCUGCAAGAAGAAAGGACUGUUAGGAAGAUCUGUGCUCUUGAUGAGCAUGUUUGUAUGGCCUUUGCAGGUCUCACAGCUGAUGCAAGGAUUGUCAUUAACAGAGCAAGAGUUGAGUGCCAGAGCCACAGACUUACAGUAGAAGACCCUGUUACUGUAGAGUACAUCACCCGGUACAUUGCAACUCUUAAACAGCGUUAUACCCAAAGCAAUGGACGUCGCCCUUUUGGUAUCUCUGCUCUGAUAGUGGGCUUUGACUUUGAUGGGACUCCACGUUUGUAUCAGACAGACCCUUCAGGAACUUACCAUGCAUGGAAGGCAAAUGCAAUUGGACGCAGUGCUAAAACAGUGAGGGAGUUCUUGGAAAAGAACUACACAGAUGAAGCCAUUGCCAGUGACAAUGAUGCAGUCAAACUUGCUAUUAAAGCUCUGCUUGAGGUUGUCCAGUCUGGUGGGAAGAACAUUGAAUUGGCUGUGAUCAGGAGAAACCAGCCUCUUAAGAUUCUAGAGUCAAAAGAGAUUGAGACGCUGGUUGCUGAAAUUGAAAAGGAGAAAGAGGAGGAAGUUGAGAAAAAGAAGCAAAAGAAGUCCACAUAAGUCACAGACGUUUUCAGACCGACUGAUAUUCUGUUAGUUUUGUUUGUAUGGGCAUAAGCACUUCACUAGGACCUACAUUUACCUUCACACUGGCCGACUUUCUCUACCCCUGAUAUUAAGGAGCGCUAUCUGUAUUUCUACUCCCCUUAAAAGCAGCGUUUGUCAAGAUAUUUUCUUAAAAUGUCCUGGAUCCUUGAACUAUGUACAAUUUCGAUUAUGUUGGUUUGAUUAAAUGUGCUGCUUGACUUUACUUCAGGAUUUUGAGAGAAUGUGCUUAAACUGACAUGCCCAAAUAAAGUUUUGUGGUUUGUA